Molecule: messenger RNA, 513 nt
Organism: Entamoeba invadens IP1
Lineage: Eukaryota; Evosea; Mastigamoebida; Endamoebidae
Product: vacuolar protein-sorting-associated protein, putative
Exons: 3
Coding region: 1-513 (170 amino acids)
Biological process (GO): protein transport to vacuole involved in ubiquitin-dependent protein catabolic process via the multivesicular body sorting pathway
Cellular component (GO): ESCRT II complex
Molecular function (GO): protein homodimerization activity; structural molecule activity
Source: RefSeq, a predicted model, not a curated record
AUGGGAGAACAACUUCCUGAAUACACCAAAUUUCCUCCGUUCUACACUGUUCAACCGAUCGACAGAACAAGGGAAUAUCAAAUGGAGUUGUGGGGACAAGUUGUGACGCAGUUUUGUGAGCGACGUAGUAUAUCUGUAGUGACAUUGGCAGACUUCUUGAGUUUGGGUAUUUUCAAAAAUGAGGAGAUCAAUAGGAAAUUGAGUGAAGAUGGUAUCAAAUUAGUGUUUGACUACAUGCAAAGGAAAAAGCAAAUACAACAACUUGGUCAGUCUUCAAAGUACUUUGUUGCUUUUAAGAGUAUUGUUGAUUGGGCCAAUGACUUGUUGGACUACGGAACUACUUAUGGACUCAGCGGCUCAUCUACGACUUUCUUUUCGUUACAGAACGAAGACACUUCUGUCUUUUACAAAUGUGAUACCACUCUUCUUUUGGCUGUUUGCGAAGUGUUGAAGAGCAAAGGCAAAAUCAAACUAGCCGAGAAAAACGGGUCGUACGGUAUUUUGUGGAAAUGA